AUGGCAUUCAACAAAGCCUCACAAUUCACCAUUUUCCGUGGCCCUGGAAAGCCAACCGCUUUCACAUGGUCCCCCUUCGUCAUCAAACUCGAGGCUCGCCUUCGCUUUGCCGGCGUGUCCUACAGGGUAGCCGAAGGAUCACCGAAAACUGCACCACGAGGAAAGAUCCCAUACAUUGAAGCUCAAGGUGAGAGUUUGAGCGAUUCGACAUUCAUUAUCAAACGCUUUAUCGAGGAUGGUCUCAUUCCUGAUCUUAAUGCAAGUUUGACGCCUGUUCAGAGAGCACAGGAUCUUGCGUUUAGAGCUCUCCUGGAAGAAAAGGUUUACUUUUACGGCACCCGCGAGAAAUGGUGCGAUAAUUAUUAUACCAUGCGUUCCAACAUCUUUGCUUCUAUGCCGUGGCUUCUACAGGUUGUCAUAGGGUCUUUGGCAGCUCGUGCAAAUGCAAGAACUGCGUAUGGACAAGGAACGGGCCGUUUGACAGACGAAGAAGUCACAGAGUUGAGAGAGGAGGUUUGGGAGAGCGUCGGAGUUUUACUAGCAGAGGCGAGGAUGCGGAAGAAAGGCGAUGAUGGACCGUUUUGGGCUCUUGGUGGUGAUGAGCCUACAGAGGUUGAUGCGGCGAUCUUUGGGUUUAUUGUUUCGUCGUUGAUAUGUGAAGCGUGA
This is a messenger RNA of Fusarium subglutinans, 666 nucleotides long. Its product is annotated as glutathione S-transferase. The record is from RefSeq and is a predicted model, not a curated record. Bases 1 to 666 code for a protein of 221 amino acids. Lineage: Eukaryota; Fungi; Ascomycota; Sordariomycetes; Hypocreales; Nectriaceae. The transcript has a single exon.